AUGGAGCGGAGUUACCUGUUGGCCCUCGCCGUCCUCCCGCUCCUGCUGCCGGCUUGGCUGCAGGGCUCUAGCUCCGUGGCUGCGGCGGCGGCGGCGUCUUCGUCGUCGUCCUCCUCCUCGGCGGCGGCGGCGGGUGCCUCUGCUGCGGCGGCGGCGGCCAAGGAGCUGUCGUGCCAGGAGAUCACGGUGCCGCUGUGCAAAGGGAUCGGCUACAACUACACCUCCAUGCCCAACCAGUUCAACCACGACACGCAGGACGAGGCCGGGCUGGAGGUGCACCAGUUCUGGCCGCUGGUGGAGAUCCAGUGCUCGGCCGACCUGCGCUUCUUCCUGUGCAGCAUGUACACGCCCAUCUGCCUGGAGGACUACAAGAAGCCGCUGCCGCCGUGCCGCAGCGUGUGCGAGCGGGCCAAGGCCGGCUGCGCGCCCCUCAUGCGCCAAUACGGCUUCGCCUGGCCCGACCGCAUGCGCUGCGACCGCCUGCCCGAGCAAGGCAACCCGGACACGCUGUGCAUGGACUACAACCGCACCGAGCUCACCACCGCCGCGCCGCCGCCCCCCCAGCCCAAGCCGCCCCCCCGCAAGCCCGCCGCCGGAGGAGGAGGAGGAAUCGCGGCCAGGAACCCCGUGCCCCCGCCGCUGCCCGCCGAGCCGCCCCCGCGCAAGGCCCGCCCGCCGGCCCCCUGCGAGCCGGGCUGCCAGUGCAGGGCGCCCAUGGUGUCGGUCUCCAGCGAGCGCCACCCGCUCUACAACCGCGUCAAGACGGGCCAGAUCGCCAACUGCGCCCUGCCCUGCCACAACCCCUACUUCAGCCCGGACGAGCGCGCCUUCACCGCCUUCUGGAUCGGCCUCUGGUCGGUGCUCUGCUUCAUCUCCACCUUCGCCACCGUCUCCACGUUCCUCAUCGACAUGGAGCGCUUCAAGUACCCCGAACGGCCCAUCAUCUUCCUGGCCGCCUGCUACCUCUUCGUCUCGCUCGGCUACUUGGUGCGCCUGGUGGCCGGCCACGAGAAAGUGGCUUGCAGCGGCGGGCCGGCGGCGGCGGGAGCGGGCCCCGCCGGGCCGGCAGGGGGCGCUGCGGGAGCGGCGGCGGCAGCCGCAGUUGGAGGGCGCGGGGCGGCAGGGGGCGCCGCCGAGCUGCAGCCGGAGCUGGGGGUGGCCGAGCACGUGCGCUACGAGAGUACCGGCCCUGCCCUCUGCACGGUGGUCUUCUUGUUGGUGUACUUUUUUGGCAUGGCCAGCUCCAUCUGGUGGGUCAUCCUGUCCCUCACUUGGUUCCUGGCGGCUGGCAUGAAGUGGGGCAACGAGGCCAUCGCGGGCUAUGCCCAGUACUUCCACCUGGCGGCCUGGCUGCUGCCCAGUGUCAAAUCCAUCGCUGUGCUGGCACUCAGCUCUGUGGAUGGGGAUCCCGUGGCGGGCAUCUGCUACGUGGGCAACCAGAGCCUGGAGAACUUGCGUGGCUUCGUGCUGGCCCCCUUGCUCAUCUACUUGGCCAUCGGCUCCAUGUUCCUGCUGGCCGGGUUCGUGUCGCUCUUCCGCAUCCGGAGUGUCAUCAAGCAGCAAGGGGGCCCCACCAAGACCCACAAGCUGGAGAAGCUCAUGAUCCGCCUGGGCCUCUUCACGGUGCUCUACACCGUGCCCGCGGCCAGUGUAGUGGCCUGCCUCUUCUACGAACAGCACAACCGCCCCCGCUGGGAGGCCACGCACAACUGCCCCUGCCUCCGGGACCAGCAGCCUGACCAGGCCCGCCGCCCAGACUAUGCUGUCUUUAUGCUCAAGUACUUUAUGUGCCUCGUGGUGGGCAUCACAUCUGGAGUGUGGGUCUGGUCUGGGAAGACUCUGGAGUCCUGGAAGGCCCUCUGCACCCGCUGCUGCUGGGCCAGCAAGGGGACUGCUGCUGCUGCGGCUGGCAGCCUGGGAGCAGUUGGCGGAGGAGGAGGGGGCAUGGUGACUGCGGCUGCCGUGGGAGGACUGGGUGGUGGAGGGGGCUCCAUGUACAGUGACGUGAGCACUGGCUUGACGUGGAGGUCGGGCACUGCCAGCUCUGUCUCCUACCCCAAACAGAUGCCCUUGUCCCAGGUGUAA
Heteronotia binoei (common prickly gecko) is the source of this 2085-nucleotide messenger RNA. It is a transcript of the gene FZD8, whose product is annotated as frizzled class receptor 8. Gene Ontology annotation, molecular function: Wnt-protein binding; Wnt receptor activity. The transcript has a single exon. Gene Ontology annotation, cellular component: plasma membrane. Gene Ontology annotation, biological process: canonical Wnt signaling pathway; non-canonical Wnt signaling pathway. Lineage: Eukaryota; Metazoa; Chordata; Lepidosauria; Squamata; Gekkonidae. The record is from RefSeq and is a predicted model, not a curated record. The coding region runs from base 1 to 2085 and encodes 694 amino acids.